UAUGUUUUCAUAAUAGACAACUCAGAUUUUAUUUUUGAGAACUGUCUUUGGAUUCGAUGAUUCAAAGCAUGCAAAUUUUCAAAACAAUAUUUUUAUUCCCAAAUUUGAAUUUAAUUGAUACAUAAAUCUCAAAUUACCGGGAAAUUUGAGAAUUGAGUGUGAAAAAAGAAGAGACUCAAAUUGAGAAUUGGGCGGAAGCCCAUAUUUGAAAGCCCAAAGGAAUAGGGCCCAAAUAGUUUCGCCGCCAAGACAGAGGAAGCGACCGAGGAAAUCAGAGAGCGAAGUAUUCGGGAACGUCCCCACCACGGCACCACCACCGUAUUACUUCCCAGUCCCCAUUGGUUUAGGAAUUUAAACUCAAAAGAGUUUUUUUCUUUUUUUCUUUUUUUAUAAUUAACUCCAUUGCUCAUAAAAUCUCUAUCAAUAAAAGUUUUUUGCUUUUCACUCAUUUUUCUCUAAGCAAGAUUCAAACCAUUUUUCUUAUUUUCCCUUUCUAAUUCUUCUCUCCAGGGCUUAGAAUUAGGAUCAUUGCAAGUAUGAGACUAAGGAAGGGGGAUCAAGUUGAGGUGUUGAACAAGAAGGAGGUUUCGAGUGGUUCAUGGAGUUGUGCUGAAAUUCUUUCUGGGAAUGGUCGUUCAUAUAGCGUUAAAUUUUUAUCUUCGGAUGAAGCAGUGGAGAAGGUACCGAGGAAGGCGAUUAGGCCUUGUCCUCCACCUUUUCAGGGUUCAAAUGAUUGGGAUGCUGGUGAUCUUGCUGAAGUCUUCCACAAUUCCUUGUGGAAACACGCCAAAAUAAUAACGAUUGUUGGGGUUAAUAGCUAUAUAGUUAGAAUACUUGGAUCACCAUUAGACAUCAUGGUUGGGAGCUCUAAUCUUAGAAUGCGACAGGCUUGGCAUGAUGGCCGAUGGAUUCUCCUUGGGAAGUCCAUGGAGGAAUCGGGUUCAUUGUCUAGAAAUAGGCAGAUAGAGCCAAACAUGGUGAGAAGAAAAAAUCGACAGCUGGUGGCGGGUCCUGCCGGAUCUCGAAAGAGAUUGUUGCCUAGUGAAUUCAUAAAUCACGAAGUAUUUGUCCAGAAAAGGAAAGUCGCUGAAAAUGUUGUUAGGUGUUUGCCGUCGAUAGCCAUAACUACCAAUAUGUACUCAACACAAGAGUUGAACACAGUUAGACUGAGCUCAAACUUGCCAACUGAAAAUACCGGAGUCACUACAGGUGAUGCUGGUUUGAGAGAGGGCACCCUUGUUCCAGGAACUUCAACCCACAUUCACGCAGAUAGUUGUACAUCCUCUGUCGGCAGCAAUAUUUUCACUGAUGAUUUUUUCAAUGUGCCAUUUGUUUCUGUAGCUCGUCGUGUUAAAAAAGUUGAGGAUACAGACUAUUGUAGUGAUGCUGAAUCAACUACAGGGAGGGGAGAUGAGGAAGAAGAGCCAUGCUCCUAUGAGGAAGUAUUAGUCAGAUCCCACAGGUCAGAGCUAAGUGUAUUUCGUUCUUUUAUUAGGGCAUUAUAUGCUUCUGGACCUUUAAGUUGGGAAGACGAAGGGCAGGUUUCGAACAUUCGUGCUUCACUUCACAUAUCUAAUGAUGAAUAUCUGAUGGAGCUGAGAAAUCUAAUGUCUGCUAAUACAAGGGCAACCAUAUGAUUGAUUUGAACAGUAAUUCUUUGUUUCUAAUUUUUACUUCUGUAUCCCUUGAUAUAAUUCUGUGGGGUAUGUUUUAAAUGUGCAUCAUUUGUUAGGAAACUUGGCAAGCACCCAAUUGAUUUGUAUAUACUAUUGGGAAAUGAGAAUGCCUGCUUGUUAUUAAUAAUACUUAUUUUCUAGCUCUUUUCUUUUUUCUUAUUUUGCAAUGUCAAUUUCACUCUUUUGUUUCACUGGGUCUGUUUGGUAGCACUAGGAUGCUGAAGAGUUCAUAGAUGAAUUUUGUCCUCUUCAUGUGAAGGGUCCUUACAUCUCCUCUUGAUGCUCAGGGUAUACUGUGUACUUAUUGUAUCGUGUACUAUCUAAUCUUAUAAUGUCCUCGGCAGCCUAUGGCGCACGUCAGUUGAGGAAAUACUUGGCUCCUUUUCUGGGUGGAUCAUCAUCGGAUGUGACGUCCAAAUUUCUUGCAUAUAUGCUUGCGGCAACUCAUUGGUUGAGUAAUCUCUUGCUUUUUUAUGCUUUCCUGGAAUCUAAUUCAAUUUAUGUUUGAUAGCAGUAGAGAUGCUAGCCGAUAACUGAAACAAGUUAACUGAAGAGGAAAAAAAAAGGUUAAAAGUCCUCAGUAUUUAAACAUUGUAUCCAUCAUGUUUGUAGAACUUCAAUUAAAUACUGGUUAUAUAGAGACUCCGAUCAACUCUACCCCUCACGCCUCCUCGUGGUGCUUCUAUUCGUUUGGAUUAUUCUCAAAAACAUAAAAAGGUAAGAUUUCUGUAAUUUGCACUUUGCCUCUUACUUUUGAUCUCAACCAUUACACUCAUCCACCUUGUUGUACACUUUGUUUUGUUAUUCUCUUGGGAAUCUGCACAAUGUAGAUUAAACACGGUACAAAUGCUUGCUGUUGGGGAAUGAUACUGUUCAUCUUUUAUGGUUGCAAAUUACUAAAACAACGUUUAUGCAGUGGAAAUUUGUAUUGUGAAUGAAAAAUUGUGGCCAAGAUUUUUUCAGGGGACAGGGGCAAUGGUUGUGAUGUUCUUUGCUUGUCCUCAUCGAACUGCAAUACUUAGGACUUGUAAGUACACAAGAGAAAUAUAUCUGUUUGUUUUAACUGCAAUCUACCAAAUACCUGAUAAUUUUCUUAGUGAACAGAGAUAGCUUUGAUCUUUCAUACUCUUCCGAUCAGUUGGUGAAGCAACUGGGUAAGGAGAAGAAGAAUAGCAGUUGAAAGUAGCUAUCUUCAUCAAAAGCAUCAUAGCUAUUAGGUGAUGGUGAAUGAGAGAAGUUUAUGAUCUUCUAACUCCUAUAAUUACAUUUGACAUUAUUAGGAAAAUAAUGCUUUGGUGGAUUUAAAAGCUAACGUAUUUGAUGAAAGUAAUUAAUGAUAUAGUUUCUCAACCUAUUAUCAGUGAAUGAAGCAACUGAGCAACUCAAAAUGAAAAAAAUGAGCUUAAAAUUUUAAGGGGAAUGCUCAGCUUCUCAUUAUUGCCGGAAAGCUUCAUGCUGGAGUCGGCAGCUGGUGCUGGUAAAGAGAGGAUUUUGCCCUCGUGCUUUUACACAGGCAACGUGCUUCCUUCUCCUCCACUGCUUAUAAUAAAUUUCUUAGUUAUUGAAAUCAGUAGAUUACAUUCAAUCUACAAACUCUCAUGUAUUUUAUUCACGCUUUAUAAGUACAGUAGGGAUGGAAGAUGGAAAUUCGAGCCUCAGAACCAUGAGGUCAUUAACACAUAUUUUAUGGCAAGUCGAUUUAUGCUUGUUCUGGCAAGUAGUUUAUUCACCAUUACAAUAGGAUUAUAACAUUUU
Molecule: messenger RNA, 3431 nt
Organism: Cucumis sativus (cucumber)
Lineage: Eukaryota; Viridiplantae; Streptophyta; Magnoliopsida; Cucurbitales; Cucurbitaceae
Exons: 3
Coding region: 537-1637 (366 amino acids)
Source: RefSeq, a predicted model, not a curated record